AUGAACUUUACCAAAUUGCAUAACUCGACUCCAGAAUUGGAGUCUGAGUUCAAGGUUUCUUCUCUCUCGUUUAUGGAAGAACAUCGUUCAGUGUUGCCAUUUCAAAGGACUAAUGACUAUCGUAAGUUACUUCGUAUAGCGGCUCUCGUACUCAAGUUUCUUCGGAAACGAGUAUAUGAUCGAGUUCCGCCUCAUCGUCAAGUACGUCUCGGCCAGGUAAUUCCACUUUUAGCAGUCUCAUCAGAUGCGGAAGUCGUAGGUGAGGACAUUCGAGCUGCAGAACUGUUACUUCUCCGUGAACAUCAACGUGAGAGUACAGUUCAAUUGCGCUUGCGUCCGGUUAAUAACAAAUUCACCUACCAUGACGAUACCGGUCUGAUCCGAGUCGCUACACGGAUGAGAAAUGCCGAGCUAAUACGUACGGUCGACGAGCCCGUUUUACUCGCGCCAAAUCAUUUGCUGACCACUAUGAUCAUCAACAGAUGUCACCAGACUCUGUUCCAUGCGGAAACAGAACAGUUAGUCAGCGUAUUACGUCGUAGGUAUUUCAUACCGCGUAUUCGUGCGACCGCUCGUUCGGUGAUCAGAGGAUGUGUACCGUGUAGGAGGCAACAAGCACGACCCUACAAGUACCCCAAUCCUCCAGAUUUUCCGAUCGAAAGGGUUACCCGUAGUCGACAUUUCCAGCGGAUUGCUCUCGACUAUUUCGGACCUUCUUAG
Messenger RNA from Ostertagia ostertagi, 720 nucleotides. The record is from the annotation of a GenBank genome assembly. NCBI's taxonomy places the organism in Eukaryota, Metazoa, Nematoda, Chromadorea, Rhabditida, Trichostrongylidae.